Messenger RNA from Rhodofomes roseus, 4479 nucleotides. RefSeq names its product cyclin-dependent protein kinase inhibitor. The transcript has 14 exons. Gene Ontology annotation, biological process: protein monoubiquitination; lipid metabolic process; protein import into peroxisome matrix. The coding region runs from base 1 to 4479 and encodes 1492 amino acids. NCBI's taxonomy places the organism in Eukaryota, Fungi, Basidiomycota, Agaricomycetes, Polyporales, Fomitopsidaceae. Gene Ontology annotation, molecular function: protein binding; phosphoric diester hydrolase activity; ubiquitin-protein transferase activity. The record is from RefSeq and is a predicted model, not a curated record. Gene Ontology annotation, cellular component: peroxisomal membrane; peroxisomal importomer complex.
AUGGAGUUCUUCAACGACGCCGGCGACGAUCCUCUGAAGCCCACGCUCUUUGAGCUCGUUGCGCAGGAGCAACUGCGGGACCUCUUGCAGCCGGCCCUCAAAUAUGUCCUCUCUGUAUUCGCGCAACGAUACCCCCGGUACCUCAUCCGCGUCGUGAACCGGCACGAAGAGUUCUAUGCGCUGCUGAUGUUAAUUGUGGAGAGACAUUACCUUCGGAAGCACGGUGCAUCCUUUUCAGAGAAUUUCUACGGGCUCAAACGACGGCGGCGGCCGCUGUUCGAGACGGAGCGAGCCAAGGCAGCAGUGCCAGGCGUACUGCCCGAGGAGCGACUCCGAGACAGGGAGAUCUUGCGGUCGCUCAUCUUCUUGGUGGGCCUGCCCUUUCUGCGCACGAAGGCGCAAGAAUACUACGAAGACCUCGGUGGGGGGAUACAGUCCGAGGUGAUCGAAGAGAGCUUGGCAAGCCGCACGGCGCGUGCUUUAUCGGAGGAGAGCUUCGCGGGUCGCCUCCGCCGGAUGUACAAAGCGGUGUUUCCGCUUCUUAAUGCCACCUUCGAAGUGUGGCUUCUCGUGCACAACAUUGCGUAUCUGUUCGACCAGACACCGCACUACCGUCCGUGGUUGGCGUGGAUUGGCGUAGACCUGCGGCGGGUGGGCAUCGACGACUUGAGGGCCGCACAGCAGGCGAUGAAACCCAAGCUAGACCCGGCACGCACACAGGGCGUGUUCCGGAGCUUGCGGCGGCUAUUGCUCUCGUCACCCCGGCUCUUGCUGGACUCGCUCAACGUGAUAUUGCCAACGGCAAUAUUCUUCGUGAAGUUCCUGGAAUGGUGGUACUCUCCGUCGUCACCGGCGCGUGCCUUAUCGAGCUCGCCGCUCGGGCCUGCGGUUCCGCCGCCAAGUUUAGCCCGGCCGCACCCGCAGGGGCUAGCGGUGGACGAGAAGGCGUACGGACAGUGCGCGCUGUGCUCGCGGGGGCUGGCGAAUGCGACGGCGCUGCCGUCUGGGUAUGUGUUCUGCUACCGGUGUGCAUACUCGUAUGUAGAGAGGCACGGGCGGUGUCCUGUGACGCUGCUGCCCGCGCGCGUGUGGGAGCUGCCAGCCGGCCAUGAAGGUACACCCGCCCUGCGCGUCGUAUCAGACCACCGCCCGCUCAUUCCCUCUCCGCGCACCCAGUUCGGAAAGCAGAUACAGGUAGAGCAGGUCCCGGGCUGGUCGGCGUACUACCUCGACUACAAGUCCCUCAAGAAGAUCAUCUCCUCGCUCGAGGCAAACCGGCCCCCGUCCGAGGCGGAGGGGAUGGCCCGCAGCGUCCGCCCGGGUGACCUGUUCGGUCGCACGACCGUACCCGCCACAGUAGAACUGAGCGUAUCAACACCGGGCGUGGCAGAGGAGCCAUUUAUCCUCGCCUCGCUUGGCCAAGAUGACGACAGAGGUCCAUAUUUCCAAGCCCACAAGGCCGCUUUCUUCUUCAAACUCGAGCGCGAACUCGAAAAGAUCAACGCGUUUUACCUCGAGAAGGAGGCAGAGCUCAAGCUGCGCCUCGAGACGCUGCUCUCAAAGCGGCGCGCCGCCGCCAUGCGCGUGCUGCCCGAUUCGCCCGACGACAUCACGAACAACGUCGAGUGGAGCGCAGUCGAAGAGGGGUUCCGCCUCCUCGAGCGGGACCUCGGAAAGUUGCAGCAAUUUGUGGAAAUCAACGCCACCGGUUUCCGCAAGAUCCUCAAGAAAUGGGAUAAACGCUCUAAAUCGACCACCAAGGAGCUCUAUCUUGCGCGUCAGGUCGAGGUUCAGCCCGUCUUCAAUCGACAGCUCAUCUCCGAGAUGUCCGAUACGGUCGCUGCCUGCCUCCUUGAUCUCACAGACCUGUCAACAGGCCUCAGCUAUGAAGGCUCACUUGCAGACGAGAAGAUCCUCAGCCGCGAACUCGGCAUCGAGCGCACAGACCGGAACGUUCCCCUCGGGCCCUUCCUUGACCUCGAGAGCAGCCUCCGCAAAGCCGUCGCAGAUCACGACCGCGAUGCGCUCCGCGAGCUCGUGCGCUACUCCGAUUCCCUCUCACAGGCCCGCGGCGCGCACAUGCACGUCACGCGCGUGCUCUGGAAGGCUGUCAUCGACGCGCCGCUCGAUCUUGCGGACCUAAUCCUCGCGUCGACGUCUGGCCCCUUUGACUUCAUGUUCGUUGACGACAUCAACGGCCGGACAUCCCUCCAUGAAGUCGCGAUCGUCGGCGUGCUCAGGCUAGUGAAUAUCUGCCUUGAGAAGGGUGUACAGGCAAACAAGACGGAUGUCUAUGGCCGCUCAGCCUUGCACUAUGCUGCGAUGUAUGGCCACGACGUGAUAUGUAAAAGGCUCAUCGAGGUCGGCCUACCGCCGGAUAUAACUGACGUAGAUAACUGCACGCCGCUCGUGUACGCGACUCUGAGAGGCUUCGUCGGGUGCGUACGGGUCCUCCUCGAGGACGGCAAGGUCUCCGUGCGGAGCUCGACGCCCACUGCAGACCUGAUACCACUCUCGCUGGCCGCACGAGCAGGUCAUAUCGACGUCGUCAAGCUACUACUCGGUCACGGAGCCCCGAGCGUCCCGAACACUAACGGCGAGUAUCCCAUACACCUCGCAGCGCAAGAGGGACACGCGGAGAUCGUGCAGCUACUGGCCAGCCACGAGGGCUGGGAUAUACCGGACAAGUACAACGAGUGGACGCCGCUCUUCCAUGCCGCUCGGUAUGGGCGCGAUGCCUGCCUGAGGGGUUUGCUCGACGUAGGCAGCCGAGUAGAUCGCUUCGACGAGUCGGGCAACUCGGCGCUGUACUACGCUGCCUGGUAUGGGCACCGGCCAUGCGUCGCACUGUUGCUCGAGACUGCAGCCAAUACUACCCCGGGGCCGACACCCAUCACGCAGAAGUCGCCUCUGACGGACACGCAGCGGUCGACGGGGACGGAGUUUGACAUCGACAUUAUCCCGUCGCUCUACCUGCCCCCGCCUAUGAUGCCGUAUCGGGUAUAUGGGCACAACUAUCUGGACAAGACUUCGCUCAUACAGGUCACGAUCGGACACCUCACAUCGCGCUUCGGUACGGAGGCCCCACAGACUGUCUCGCUCCGCCGACCGCUCGCGGGCUCGCAGUACGAUGAGCGGCACCUACACUCGUCCCCGAUGCUCAAGCUCGUCAUGACAGCUACCCCGGCGAUUACAUCGGCACCGUACAGCGUUCCGCUCCCUGUCCGGGACCAGAAGAUCGCAUUCAACUUCCAGGUCUCCUCGGCGAGCACGCUUUCGCUCGAGUUCUCGCUAUACCCGAACUUCGGUACGAGAACAAUAGGGCGAGCGGUGGCGCUGCCGUACUUUUUCCAGGGCAUCCAGAACGGGCAUCCGUUCGUGCUGCCCAUAUUGGAUCCCCGCCUACAUGUCAUUGGAGAGGUAGCGUUUGAGGUGAACAUCAUUACCCCCUUCAGAGGGGUUACGUUAGAGAUUGGGGGAGCUGUCGAAACGUACUGGAAGUCAUUGGCUACGCCUGUGCACACGCCGUCGUCCAAAGUGGUCUCGUCAAAAUCACAGCAAUCGAGGCGAUCGAUGACGUCCGUGCACACAUCGCCAUCAAACCUCUCGACCACAGUGGCGUCUGGACACUCUCUGACGCACUCGUCCGUAACAGGCAGUUACGUUUACGUGACCGUGCAGGUUACGCGCGACUUCCACCCGGUCGCCUUCGCGCAGUGGCCAGUCUCUGAGGAGGGCUACCACUUGGGUGUCGCCGAUCUCACACUGCAAGAGUUUGAGGCGCUGGCCCAGCGUUCGGGGAAAUGCAUGAUGCAAAUGGACAAUCCGGCCCUCUCGCCGCUGCAGUGGUCACAGUUGAUAUCAGGCUGCAUGAUCUCGCUCGCAGAGCUCCUGAGGGUCGUCCCAGCAGUUAUCGGCAUCUGCCUCGAAUUGGCAUAUCCGCCCCAGCGCGUCCGAGAGCGGCUCGCUCUGAGGCAUCAGCUCGACCUGAAUGAUGUUACGGACUCUCUCCUGCGCACGGUCUAUGACACCACGACAGCGCCAGAGGGCACCGCGGGGCGCCGUCCUGUCGUCUUUACGUCGUUCUCGCCGGACGCCUGCGCUGCGCUGAAUUGGAAGCAGCCUAAUUACCCUGUCUUCCUGGCUACGCAAUGCGGCGAGCAGAGUCGCGGGUUGCCCAGCGCUACCGCGCUCGGUGUUGAUGACGUCCGUGAUUACCGAUUUACGAGCCUCGACUCUGCUGUCGACUUUGCGAAGGCGAACAACUUACUCGGUGUCCUAUUGGAUGCGGGGCUUUUGGUGCGAGUCCCCUCUCUGAUCCAGGGUGUGAAGGACCUGGGUCUGCUGGUGGGUACGUUCGGAACCCAGGAGGAAUUGGCCCAGCUACCUACCUCGUCCGGAGCGGACGCGAAUGGCGUGGAUGCGGCCCUGCAGGACGGGGUCUUGACUUACUUCAACUCUUACAAACGCAUACAGUAA